UUGUUGUGGCCUUCUGGCGGAUUUCUUUUCCUGCCUGCACGCGAGUACCUCAAACUUGCCCUACCCCGCCCCGGAAGCCUCUGCGUGUUUUCGCCUUCUUCCCCUCCCACAACCCAUCUACCAGAAAACCUCACCCGGGGUUGCACUUUUUCCCUUAACAUGGCCAUAUGAACUUUCUUGCCGAUACUGUUCUGUUUCCUGUGCUACUUUGCGCCAAGACUCCCUUCCUCAGCAUCAUCUGCAGCUUCCAGGACUACGGCAACUUUCUGCACCUUCGACUACAUCUUUCCCAGCAUAUAGCUACCAGAGGGUGGCCAUCGCCGCCAUGUCUAGGCCGAGAAAGGUCGAGUGGGAGCUUAAGGAGCCUGAUACUGCCAUAUAUGUGGUGAAUCAUGUCUUCCUCCCGCCCCAGCUGCCCGGCAAGGACGACAGUAACCCAAUGUUAAACUCGGAGCUGCUUUCAAUGCUGCCAACCUUCCUCCAAAGCUUCAGCCUUCACAUCGCCCCCGCCCAGCGCGACGCGGUCACGUCUGUUGUCAAGAUGAUGCACAGAACGCAUCAGGUUCUCGCCGACAACGGGAAUAUUGACGAGAAGCAGCUCGCUGUGGUUCUGAAAGACCUUGGUGACUCUGGUGGAGCGGUCGCUCUCAACCUAUCGUGCCAGAACGCUGGAGUUAUUAUAACAAAGCAGGAUGAAUCGGUCUACAUCGAAGCUUUCGAGCUAUGCCCCAAGAACCAGACUGCCAUGGAGUCCCCGGGUAGACUCCGCCGCCGGUUUCCCGACGUGGCAGCUGCUGUUCCACUGAACAAGUUUGAUGACGUCGGUUUCCGCGCCAACCUUGUCCAUGUCCUGUCGACUUUGUGCCAACAAGCUGCCCCAGGUACUCGCCCGCGGGUGAUGAAGGCAAACCAGUCUCACGAGGAAAAUCGGGAUACUGUUGACCCAAUGUGGGCCACUGAGUGGCUUCUAACGGGUGUCCUGGCCACCGACGCCAAGCCUAUCGAUCGACCGGGCAUAUGCAAGAAAGUCCGUGAUCGCGUGCUGUGGAACGACAGUUUUAUGCCAUGGCGCAGGUCGCCUGCUUGGCUUCUCGCCCGGGUCGCAAUCCAGAUCGAUUUCUCGCGGGAGUCGGCGGGCGGCCAUGAGCUGUACAAACACCUCAUGCUCUUCAUGACAGCCUCGAUCCUCGACAAUAUCCCAGCCAUAAAUCUGUCCAGCGACAUGAUGUAUACCAUGUGGGCAAAAGUUGCACAGCGGAAGCGGAAGCUCGUUCAGCUUUGCACCCAUACGGACGAUGGCGUCCUCCGGUACGUCGACAGCUGCAUGGACAGGGCUAAGGCCGAGCUUGCACGCCGCCAAAACCUUCUGUCCCAUGACCCAGCUCCAGCCCUGCAUAUCGCGCAGCUCCAAUCGCUCGACUUUUCCAGUGAUACCUCUCACCGACUGCCGGAUUUUGAGAGCUUUCUCGAGUCUAUCAAGGACCGCAAGCAAACCUUGCGCGAGGCUUCCUUCAACCAGUCUGACUGCCCUGGGGAGUUCAACUCCGGUUCCCUGCCCAGUCUCUACACCAAUGCGACCGACUACACAGCCUUUACCCUCGCCGCUUUCGAAGAGUGGGUGGUCAAAUAUCUGGAUGAGUGGCUUGUGGCGCACAUCGCCGACCAGUAUACGUGUCGCGACUUGGCUUCUCUCAUGAGUUCUUACGAUCACCUCGCGAGCCCCGAGUACACGAAGAACCCCGAAGGUGCCUCUGUGCUUGUCCUUACGGCGCUCGAGCUCUGGAUAGCCUGCGACAAAUCAGCCACCCACCUGUGCCCUCUUCUUAAGGAGUACAAGCCGCACGUGCCUGCCCAGCUGCUUCAGUCACUCCUUCUUCCUUUCCGGGAGCAGAUGAAGAGGCUCAGGAAAGCCGAGCUAUAUCUGGAGCAACGUUCUCUGGCCGCGAGCCCCUCACUACCCAAUAUUUUCCAGAGAUUCGCCACCCCAGAAUCCUUUGCUGUGCGCUACUAUUCGAGAUCCCGGGAGCUUCAGGAACUUUACCGUAGUAUCACGGACGACGCAACCAGGACUCGAAAGGAGAAGAUUGCUGAGCUCUCAAGGCUCCAGGACCGCUACAUAACCCUGAAGUCCCUGAGUGACAGCCUCAGUUGCACCCAAGUCCAAGUCUGGCACCGCUGGAGCGGGUUCGUUUGGGAACAUGAUGGUUGCUGCAAAAAGUGCGCCCUCCAGACCGCGAUGAACUGUAUCAAGAUCGACAUUCACGAAUGGCCUCUUCCUUCUCAGUUCCUGGCUGCCCAGGCAGCAGUCUUCGAGCUUGGCGGACCGGCUUACUUCAGCUUCUGGCGGGACGCGACGGCAUUCCUUGUGCUGAACGUUCUCCAGUGUCGCUACAGUGCCAAUAAUCGUCAGAUGGAGUGUCGCCUGAGUGGCUACCAGGCUCUGUCGGGAUACGGCGCUGCGCAACUUCACUCUCGGCGUAUCGCUUUAUCCUCAUCGACCAAACCCCAUGUCGUAACGCACCGCAGUUCAAAGCAUGUUGCUGGCCUUACCGGAUCCGACGUGUGCCUGAACAACGGCAUGACCUACGCAUAUUAUGAUAACGUCAGCUCCACGUACGUCCAUGAUUUUCAGGCCGUCGAAGACUCUCCGCGUCGUUGCAUGUACAGCCUUCCUACAGAAUCCCAAUGGCUCGAGAAGUACCUUUUCCGGCCCAGCUACAUGCCGCAGGGACAGCCUCCCAACCUGGCCAUUGCAAACCAGCACGAGGUUCCGGACUCUUUUUCUCUGCCCGAAUUUAGGGCCUUGGCCUCUAUCCCUUUGGGACACAAAAUUCAGUGGCUCAACAUCCUGUCCGAGCUGGCCAGUUCUUCCGUCGACUUCCGGAAGGAUCAAACGAGCCUCGUUCUCUUCCAGGCCAUGUAUCAGACAGGACCGCCGGCCGAUGGUUCGGCUCUGAGAGAGGGUCACCAGGUCCUGGACGACGUCGACUUCUGCCACAAGCUUGUAGCUCAGCUUCAUGGGGCAGCGGGCCGAAUCAAGCAAAACUGGGAGUCAUCCCAGGCGCUGGCGAACUUCAUUUUCAUCGCCACACGAAUCCUGACUUUGUCGUCGGCAGAAGAUGUGCAUAAAGCCUGUUUGAAAUUUCUUACAGAAGCUCGUCACAUCGCAGCGUCCUGGCUGAAGCAGGUCCACACCAAAGCGCAGGCGGCGACAGAGGAAGCAUUCCGCUUGGAACUGCUAGGAAAGACUGCCGAGCUUGCUCUUAUAUGUGUCGCAACAUUCGAUGUUGACGACGAGCCCCACCUCCAUUUCCUCCUGAGUAACGCCAAAAACACGUCGGUUCUAAUCCAGUGCUGCAUCAGUAUCCAGGAGUCUCUUCUCCCAGACGUCAUCAAAGCACGGGGCACAAUCUUGGCGCUCAUGAUCAUGCGCUGGAAGCGAGUCUGCCAUCGGGCCUCGACAUAUCUCUCUCGCGCUCUCACAUCGGCGGACUGUCGAGGUAUUAUCAAAGACAACAAAAUGGUACAGGAUAGUGGAGACCAAACGGGAAAUGGCCUCGACGACGCCAUCCUUCAAUCCUGGUCGGACUACCGCAAGGGCGGUCAUUGGAGGCGUCACUCAAUGUUACUGCAGCAUUGGCUAGUGACAGAAACGACCCCGAUCAACGGUCGCUCGCUGGAUGUCAAGUACAACCUGCUAACGGGCGAGCUUCUCGUCAACAACCUUCCAUUGUCCCGGCUUCCAGCCGAAUAUGAGCGUCAUACAAUCUUCCAGCACCUUUUCGGAAACACGAUCCUCGACGUUAUGCCGUCUAACAUCCCUGGCAUGCAGUUUAGCGUCAAGGCCAUUGUUUCGGGCUACACCGUAAACCUCGGGCAGCAAGAUUCUGGAGACCUCAUCAUGUCCGCCACGCACCGCGGUACUGGUGUCACCUUCCAGAUCAUUCCCGCACGGCUGUUCAAGCGGCAUCUUCCUUCCUCACUUGUCCACGACUGCACGCAUUGGUACAACACGGCCAGAAACAGCGUUGAAUUCCGUCCCAUCCGGAGCUCUUGGCAGCAUCCUCCUGCAGAGGAUAUCUGGACUUUGAUAAGGGUGGAGGAUGGAGCUUGGAGGCUUCAGAAGGGCCCACGACACCUGGUUUCGCGGCACAGCAGAACUGAAAAGGCCAUCGCAGCAGUGCUUAAUCCUAUCGAGGACGUCCAACAUCUGCACGUAUGCCUUGACACAAGCACCGCGCCCUCUCGUCUCGACGUCGAGGUUCCCAGGCUACGGCUUCAAUUUUCCCUCGAGCCCAAGUCCAAUAAACUUGAGUCCCACCAAUACCGCGGGAUGUGGAUCGACUCUGAUUCCCAGUCGAUCGGAACGCUCAUAGGAUUAACUAGCAAAGUCGUGCUGGUCAGCAGCGGUGGCGCCCGGCUGCUCCUUGUGCCUGACGGCAAGGUCCAGUGGGGCAGGACGGCAAAAUUCACUGAAGACCCGGAAGGCAGCAUGCACGUCUCUGUAACCGUCGCCAAAGGCACCUGCUCAGGGGUUCGCACCUACCGAAUCGAUACGCAGCUUGGCCGGCUAGUCGACGAUGGCAGCUUCAGGGACCAAAUUUACCUCGCCUUUCUCUUUGCCAUUACGUCUUUUCCCCACCCCGACCCCCUCACCGCCCACACGGGCACCGAGCAGGCCUUGAUGAUCCUCCAAUCUGGUGCAGUGAGGUCUCUUUCCCAGCUCGGUGACGAAAACCUGGCUUUGUUGGUUCAAAUCAGCCAACUUACUCCUUCACGGGCAUUUUAUCCUGAUUACUUGAAGGAGAUGGAGCAGGUGGAAUGGCAGCAAAACCUUGGCUUCCUUUCCCAGCACUCACAAUUCUUCAUAUCAGUGAAAGCUCUUCUUCAACAAGCCGACCGCCACCAGAAGCUGUACAGCCCAGGUUCGAGUCUCAGCUUUGUCGACAGUCUGCCCCGACUGGAAGAAUCCCUUAUCGAAUAUGAUCUCGUCAACUCUGCCUGGUGCAGGACAUCUGGCUUUGGUGCAGAGAACUUUACGACGACUUUCGAUCGGACUUAUCAGGGCAGAGGUCUUAACUGGGACGUGGCGAGAGCCAACGCGUGCUUUGCCACGUCGAAGGUCAUCCUCUCUGGACAUCCUCGGUUGUCCGCCAACGUGGAACCGCACUCUCUUCAGUGGCGCCUCUGGCGCUGCUUUCUCUCUGCAGGCACAAUAGAGGGUCCGAAAAAGCCCGUACCGUCGUCCUAUCCCUUGGCAUUUGACUUCUCUUGGCUCCACGACAACACAACUGUCCUCAAUCAUAUCUGCCACAUUCAAAAUCUCCUUGGGAAGCAGGCGUUUGCCUGUCGUCACAAAGUCAUGUCCUGGAUGUCUGCGAUGGUUUUUGCGGCCAAUUCGGCACGGGUCUCUGCGUCACACGGCCCCUUAUUCGACACCCUGAUUCUUCGGGUGUUGGAGGCCUUCGUCUUGGCCCCUGCGAUGGCUCAGAUUGCCCCGCCCGACUUUGAUUCCUUCAAUGUCGCAGCCGGCUACAAGUUUCUCGCUUCAGAUAUCAAAGAAAUCCUCGAGUCGGAUGCAUACGAAUUCUGGGAAUGUCCCGAGUCGAGGCUAGCCCAGUUCGAGAGCGAGGACGCCGAGGAGUUCAAUAAGCGUCGAACCAAGGCAUUUCAGCGCAACAUGGACGCUCUGGUGGCCGGAUUUAUUUCGUCACUGGAGGGUCAAUGGCCAUGUGCCUCGCCUACUGCGCCGUCGGCGUACGAAUACUCGACGUACUUCCCUGUACCUCGCAUUAUGGCACAAGUGCGAGACAAGCUCACGAUCUGGUACCGCAACCACUGUUUCUACGAAUACCUGGGCAAGAUCGCGGAGGUGAUGAAGUUGCAGGAAGUUGCCACACCUGUGGAGGCACCCAAGCCACCUCCCGCUUGUCUCGACAACCAUCGCAGGAGCUUCAAGGGGUUCGUCUCCGUCGACGACAUCUUUGGAAGCCAUGAAUGCCCUGACAUAUCUCCCCUCGGUAACCGCCCCGUUCUUUUGCUCCCUGAGACGGCGGCUGCUACCCGGAGAGUUCAUGGGACCUCGCCUCCGCGCGUGAGAUUACUUGGGCGGAUGCUGGAGUUCAAGGCAAAAUCCGACUUCGAACGCCGCUACAUUAAGGACCUCGAUCAUAGCAUAGAGGCCCUUCAACAGAUUUCGGAGCGGGCCCCGCUAUCCUCCGAGGACCUCGAGACGGUGAAGCAGGAGAUGCAGACCUACUUUGCCAAAUGCCGACGGUAUCUAGAAGACCUGCACGCUGCCCUGGAGUUCGCAACCAUCGGCAUCUACGGUGCAGACGGCCAGCACACUGCUCCACUGCCACGCAUCUGCCCGGCAUUCUUCCUGUCGCAACUCGCGGCUUACCGAUGGAAGGCCAUCCCUGAGUCCUGGAAGCCGGUCCUCAUCCGCUUCGCUUUGGCCCAUCACGAUAUCCAGCGUGCAGAGCGGCUCAUCGCGUCUUCGCGCAACGCCAACGAUCUGGCCAAGGAGCUGGCUAACCUGGGGCAUAUUAACUGGAAACCAGAAGAGCUUCCAUCGGCUUUGCUUAUGGAGGUCGAAAGCAACAUUACUAUCCGUGCCAUGCAAAUCGAUAUCGCCUCGACAAUGAUUUCGCCUCCCAACGGCCGCAACUCUGUUAUGCAGCUAAAUAUGGGAGAAGGCAAGAGCUCUGUUAUCGUUCCCAUCGUCGCUUCUGCACUAGCUGACGGCUCGCGACUUGUCCGCGUUGUCGUUGGCAAGGCACAGGCGCCGCAAAUGCGCCAGAUGCUGCUCUCAAAACUCGGCGGACUCCUAAACAUCAAAGUUUACCAACUCCCGUUCUCCCGCGCACUUCGGCUGGACUCCACUCAGGUAUCCUACAUUGCAAAGGAUUUACAGGCCUGCCAGGCCGAAGGUGGCAUUCUGUUGGUGCAGCCUGAACAUUUGCUGUCUUUCAAACUUAUGGGCCUCGAGUCUCUUAUCAGUGGCAAAACCUCGGUCGGCGAAGCACUUCUACAAACGCAACGCCUGCUCGAUUGUACAUCGCGGGAUAUCGUGGACGAGAGCGACGAAAACUUCAGCGUCAAAUUCGAGCUGGUCUACACAAUGGGGGCGCAGCGACCCCUAGAAUUCUCGCCCGACAGGUGGCGCCUUCUGCUGAACGUCCUUACUGUCGUUAAAGACCUGGCUCCCUCUCUCGCCCAGGAGAUGCCCCACUCGAUAGAGAUCAACGACAUCCAUGGCCUCGGUUCCUUCUCGCGGCUUCGCAUCUUCGGCCAUGAAGCCCAGGACCGCCUGACACGUGCGGUGGCUGAACGGAUUUGCAAAACCGGUCUUCCUGGGCUCUCGAUUGCCCGACAGGGUCCCAAAUCACGUGCGGCUCUCUUCACCUACUUGACGAAGCCAGACUUAUCCUUCGAGGAGACAUCGGCGGUUGAGGAUGCUGGCGUCGGCGGUUUCUGGAGCGAAUCAACAAAGCGCCCACUUCUGCAGCUGCGGGGCCUCCUCGCUGGCGGGAUCCUGGGGUUCGCAUUCUCGCAGAAGCGAUGGCGUGUCAACUACGGCUUCGACCCGAAUCGAAAUCCACCAACGCGUCUUGCCGUGCCUUACAGGGCCAAAGACCAGCCAAGUAGCCGCAGUGAAUUUUCCCAUCCAGAAAUUGUCCAGCUUUUGACGGCGCUGAGCUUAUACUAUGGCGGCCUGUCCGACGAAGACCUGUUCGUCGCUUUCACGUACCUCCUCAAAUCGGAUCAGCCGGAGCAAGAAUACGACGCGUGGGUAAAGGAUGCAAGCGCGUUGCCGUCAACAUUCCACCACCUCCAAGGCGUCAACAUUACAGAUCGUGUGCAGUGUACGGAGCACAUUUUCCCGGCUUUGCGAUAUGCCAAGGGCGCAGUGGACUUCUUUCUCAGCCGGGUGGUAUACCCCAAGUACUUGAAGGAGUUCCCUUCCAAGCUUAGUGCUUCGGGCUGGGACCUCGGCGACGUCAAGGUGCAUCCGACCACCGGAUUUUCGGGUACGAACGACUCCCGCGAGCUGCUUCCCCUAUCGGUCAGCCAUCUGGAUCUGCCUGAGCAGAAACAUACAAAUGCUCUGGUGCUCGAAUACCUGCUCCGGGAUGAGAACGAUGUUAUAUCUAUUCCAUCGAGAGGGACAAGCUCGUCGGAUACAGAUGCCGAGCAACUUCUCAACCUGGUCGUCGGCAUGCCCAAGGAGGUUCAGGUUAUCCUGGACGUCGGGGCGCAGAUCCUAGAAUUGAGCAAUUUCGAGGUUGCCUAUAAGUGGCUGAAGAUGCGGGGACAUGGCAAAAAGGCAUGCGUGUACUUUGAGGACGAUGACGAAAUGUGGGUUGUGGACCUGAACGGACACAAGGAGCCUCUUCUCACGUCGCCGUUUGCUCGACAGCUCGAUAUGUGCCUUAUCUUCCUCGACGAGGCGCAUACGCGAGGCACAGACCUGAAGCUCCCUGACCAUUACCGAGCUGCACUCACUCUUGGUGCCAAUCUUACCAAGGACAGGCUGGUUCAAGCCGCUAUGCGCAUGCGAAAGUUGGGAAAAGGACAGUCAGUUACAUUCUGUGUCCCGCAGGAAAUCCGAACGAAAAUCAUGCAGCGGGCCAACAAGCAGGAUGUAGCGAUGGGGGUCAUCGAAGUCCUCGAGUGGGCCAUUUCGGAAACCUUCACCGACAUCCAGCAAAGCAUCCCUCUGUGGGCCGUGCAGGGCCGCAGGUUCGGCCAUCAGAAAUAUCUAUACGACCAAAAGGAUAAUGGCGAGAUCACGGAGGCUCUGGCGAGCAAAUUCCUCGAGGACGAAGCGCAAACCAUCCACGACCUCUACUGCCCAGGCAAGCAGCCCCCUAAGGCCUGUUGCGGAAAUGUCGACCGUCACAAUGGCGCGGACGACAUCGUGGCUCACUGCUCAAAGUUUGGUGCCGUCAGGUUCAACUCGGCGGCCCUGCACGAAGAGCAGGAACGUGAGCUCAGCCCAGAGGUCGAGAAAGAGCGUCAGAUUGAGAAGCCCGAGCCGGCCAAGCCGGCCUGCCACAAGAUUUACCCAGCGGUGCGGCGCUUUGUCCGAACUGGUGAUUUCACCAAAAUCAGCAUGGGUGAUCUCCCAGCUGCGUUCCAGACGCUCGCCAACACGAGCGCUGCCGGCAAUACUGUGCGCCUUGACCAGUUUCCCUGGCAGCUCCGCGUCACGAAAGAUUUUGCGAAGACGAUCGAAGCCCCAGAUGGCUCGGCUUCAGGCCUACCGAACCAAUAUGAUCAAUAUCAGCGCAUGGCUCGAUUCAUCCUUACCAGCACUGGCGGCGACCUUUCGAAUGUCGUCCGGCGUAUCGUAAUAAUCAGUCCAUACGAGGCCCAGGAGCUGCUUGCUGAGAUCGAAAAGUAUGGCAAGGUGACCCUGCAUAUUUACGGGCCCCGUUCCACCAUGAGCUUCGCACCCCUCGACCAUCUCCUCCUGCAUGCGCGGCCGGCUCCGCCUCGCGACUGGUCGUGCCCGCUCUGGUUAACGGCGCAGCUGAACGUCUUCGCUGGCCAGCUCUACAUCAAGUCGUUCGACGAGUACAAAGUCAUAUGCGACAUGCUCGGCCUGUACUGGAAGGUCAGCGACGCUGACGGCGUCCUGGUUCACGCCGACGGCUUCAUCGACCCGUCCUCGAGGGGCGCGUUGAAUGACGACGGCAGGGCGACCUGCACCUUUACGCAAAGCCCGGUCCCGUUUAUCAAGGUCCUUAUGACCAAGAUCCGGCGCGACUGCGAGACCAUCGCCGAGACGCACAUGGGCAAGAUUCUGAACGGAGAGGUUCUUCUAGAGGAGCAGUUCGAGUCUUCAACUCCUGUCUAGCACGACGUGUCAGCCGCAAGGCAUUCUCUCUAGGCAGGUCGGGAUGCUUCCAAGUACGGAACCUCAUCCGCCUCCGCCGCAACCAUCACGCUCCUGAGGAACGCUCGUUCAGCAUCCGAGGCGGCGCCAUCACAUCGACAACCAGAGCCACCGAGGCCAAGGACUUCAAAACCUGGUCCGACUUUCUGGAGUGUCUUGUCAAUUUUACCCGUAUAUUCACCCACUUUUUCGGCGAGCAACACUUAAGCGUGAUAACGGAGAUAAUGGGCCUUAUCACAGACCUGCUCCUAUAUGUUAGAGGCCAGGCUGCGGCCUAGCCUCGAGGGCAAAACCUCAUGUCGCUGAGGGGUGGCUGGGAUCACACGCAUAAGUGCGGUUCGCACCCGCAUCUGUGAAGCAGGCUUAUCCUUCCUAAUCUUCGUCGUACAAUACAAGCUUUGUUGUGCCUACCGAUUGGCCGUGCCACUGCAGGCCCCUUACACUUGUGUGCGUUGGGUGUAUAGAGACCC
This is a messenger RNA of Gaeumannomyces tritici R3-111a-1, 10374 nucleotides long. RefSeq lists its product as hypothetical. The record is from RefSeq and is a predicted model, not a curated record. The coding region runs from base 326 to 9865 and encodes 3179 amino acids. The transcript has 7 exons. Lineage: Eukaryota; Fungi; Ascomycota; Sordariomycetes; Magnaporthales; Magnaporthaceae.